Beta vulgaris subsp. vulgaris (sugar beet) is the source of this 1377-nucleotide messenger RNA. RefSeq lists its product as uncharacterized. The transcript has 2 exons. The record is from RefSeq and is a predicted model, not a curated record. Lineage: Eukaryota; Viridiplantae; Streptophyta; Magnoliopsida; Caryophyllales; Amaranthaceae. The coding region runs from base 1 to 1377 and encodes 458 amino acids.
AUGGGGAAACUUGCCAAAGCAUUCUUGGUGAAGUUUUUGGGGCAAGAAAAGACUGCGAAGUUGAGAAACGAGUUAGCAACCUUUGAGCAACAUGACGACGAAUCAUUGUAUGAAGCAUGGAGAAGGUUUCUACGUUUGCAAAGACAAUGUCCUCAUCACGGGAUUCCUGAAUGGAUGUUGAUACAAACUUUCUACAAUGGUUUGACACAUGAGUUUCGUAUCUACAUUGAUGCUGCUUCAGGUGGUUCCGAAGCAAAGGAGUUGAUUGAGAAGAUGGCGGCCAAUGACAACUACCAUCCAAAUGGUCGCAAUCGUGCUAAGAAAGGAGGUAAAUAUGAUGUUGAUGCGCUAACCACUUUGACUAAUACUGUGCAGGCACUUUCUCACAAGUUUGAUCGAUUCCAAGCUGGUUCAUCUAUGAUGCACAAUCAUGCAUUCUCAUACAAGAACACUCAAGCACAACUCAAUCCACCUCCUCCACCUCGCAACAAAUUUAAUGCACCACCAGGUUUUCAAGCUAGAGCACCAUUCAAUCCUCAUGUCAAUCAAGGUGUUAAUCAGCAACCUCCUCCAAUUCAACAGAAAAGCAACUUGGAGAUUAUGAUGGAGAACCUUUUAGCCCAACAAACCAACUUCAUGGCUCAACAGGGUAAGCGGAAUGAGAAGACUAAUCACACAAUUCAACAAAUUCAAGCUCAGAACAAGCUCUUAGAAAGUCAAAUAAGCCAACUUGCACAUCAAGUGGGUCAAUCUUCAAAAGCUACAGGUCAUUUUCCCGGUAAUACUAAACAACCAUCUAAGGGCCAUAUCAAUGCUGUGAUUUUGAGAAAUGGAAAAGAGCUACAAGAUCAUCCUUUGAAGGAGCCAUCAAAUAGAACUGUGGAAGAGAUGGUUCAACCUGAGAAAGCGCUGGAGAACGAGAUUAUUGAAGAAGAGAAGAAGGAACCUACUCCUACCCCUAUUCGUCCAUACACGCCACCAGUUCCAUUUCCACAAAGGUUAGCCCAUGCAAAAUUAGAGAAGAAAUAUGGGAAGUUCCUUGAUAUACUGAAGAAGCUGCACAUAAAUAUACCAUUCUUGGAUGCUAUCUCUGAGAUGCCCUCUUAUGCAAAAUUUUUAAAAGACAUGCUCUCAAACAAGCGGAAGAUCGAAGAGAAUGUAAUUGUUUCACUUACAGCAGAAUGUAGUGCUAUAUUGCAGAAUAAGCUUCCUAAGAAGCUAGGAGAUCCGGGUAGCUACUCUAUUCCUGUGAAGCUAGGAGAUAUUGAAAUAAAAAAGGCACUUUGUGAUCUUGGGGAAAGUGUUAGUCUAAUGCCUUUGUCUAUUUGCAAUAAGCUUCAAAUGGGUGAACCAAAACCCACACGUAUCUCCUUAUAA